AGACCCUCCUGUCCCUCCUCGAAGCAACGGUAAAUUGAACGAGGGAUAUUAGUCUUGGAAAUCUGUCGCACUACACGCCAAAAAAUACAGUAAUUACUCUGUAAUAUCAUACUAUAUCAGCAUUAAAAUCACAAAAAUGACCACAAAUGUCGCCCUCGACACCUCAAUGGGCACGAUCCUCCUCGAGCUCUACACCGACCACGCCCCCAAAACCUGCACAAACUUCACCACCCUGGCGCGCAGGGGGUACUACGACAACACCAUCGUCCACCGCGUGAUCCCCAACUUCAUGGCCCAGGCCGGCGACCCCACGGGCACCGGCCGCGGCGGCACCUCCAUCUACGGCGACACCUUCGCCGACGAGAUCCACCCGGCCCUUCGCCACACCGGCGCCGGCGUCCUCAGCAUGGCCAACGCCGGGCCCAACACCAACGGGAGCCAGUUCUUUCUCACCCUCGCCCCGACCCCCUGGCUCGACGGCAAGCACGCCAUCUUCGGCCGCGUCAAGAGCGGGCUCGCCGUCCUGCGCCGCAUGGGCCUCGUCAAGACCGGCCCGGAAGACAGGCCUGUCGAGGAGGUCCGCAUCAUCAAGGCUCGCGUCAUUGAGCAAGAGGAUGAGGGUAUCUAGAGGAAGAGGGAACAAGGCUUUUUUCCACAGCGUCAAUCACGUCAACUUGGUUACAUGAGGAGGAGGAGGAGGAGGAGGAGCAUUAGACGGAGUUUUGGCGUCCAGGGUCACGGAGGAGGGGCAAAACAGCGAUGCACUUCGGUUGGACAGGGACAUGUCAUUUCAACUUGAUGGUAUACAACCUUCUCACAUUUACGAAUACCCGAAUGAAAAGAUCAGAUCGGCUUCGUCUUGAUUUUUGGUACACAAAAGGCCUAUCCGAGAACCAGACCUGCCAACGCCAAUGCCGCCCUUUCCCCUUCCUUUACCGGUGAUGCAGAAUGGUAUGGUGAAUGACCCUUCCGUCCCCGGGGGUAAAGCCAUAAUUAUCGGCCCCAACCCCCUCCAACCCUCCUGGGUCCAUGCAAAUUUGUUUGAUACGGAAGAAAAAAAAGGAAAAAAAAAAAAAAAAGCUUAUGAUACAUUGAUGCCGAUUUGCACCGC
This is a messenger RNA of Sodiomyces alkalinus F11, 1111 nucleotides long. Its product is annotated as peptidyl-prolyl cis-trans isomerase-like 1. Gene Ontology annotation, molecular function: peptidyl-prolyl cis-trans isomerase activity. The transcript has 2 exons. Gene Ontology annotation, cellular component: catalytic step 2 spliceosome. Gene Ontology annotation, biological process: protein folding; protein peptidyl-prolyl isomerization. The record is from RefSeq and is a predicted model, not a curated record. NCBI's taxonomy places the organism in Eukaryota, Fungi, Ascomycota, Sordariomycetes, Glomerellales, Plectosphaerellaceae. The coding region runs from base 137 to 628 and encodes 163 amino acids.